Messenger RNA from Solanum dulcamara, 1134 nucleotides. RefSeq names its product ethylene-responsive transcription factor ERF027-like. The transcript is spliced from 2 exons. Gene Ontology annotation, molecular function: DNA-binding transcription factor activity; DNA binding. NCBI's taxonomy places the organism in Eukaryota, Viridiplantae, Streptophyta, Magnoliopsida, Solanales, Solanaceae. Bases 56 to 862 code for a protein of 268 amino acids. Gene Ontology annotation, biological process: regulation of DNA-templated transcription. The record is from RefSeq and is a predicted model, not a curated record.
CCCCCAAUAAUCUACAUAUACAUACCCAAAAAAAAAAAAAAAAACAUAUAUAUACAUGGAUGACUCUCAAAAUCCUACCAAGUCCAACCAAAUAAACCAACCUCCCCAUCAACCUAGUGAAAGUACUAAAAUACCCCUCUUCCCUAUACCUCCUCCACCACCAACGCCGCCAACGCCACCACCGGAGACACAUAUUCAAACAAUAAACACACCUAGUCCAUUAUCAAACAUUUCAAAAUUAGAAAAUGCAAAUUCUACUCAAAAAAUGGUUCAACUACCAAAUAUUAUCCCUAUGAGUUCCACCUCAUCGGGCGGCUCAGAUUCUCCAGGCCGCCCGAUAGGUGGAAAACAUACGGUAUUUCGCGGAAUUCGAUGUAGAAGCGGAAAAUGGGUGUCCGAAAUUCGAGAGCCACGUAAGACUACGAGAAUAUGGUUAGGUACUUAUCCUACACCCGAAAUGGCUGCUGCUGCAUACGACGUCGCUGCAAGGGCUCUAAAGGGAAACGACGCCGUAAUAAACUUUCCCGGUAAUAUUAAUUUGUAUCCUUCACUUCCUCCUUCGCCAGCAGCGGCGGAUAUACGAAAAGCUGCCGCCACAGCGGCGGCCCUGAUGAAGAUAGAAACCGGAGAAACCACAUCCGGAACUCAACCAGGUACGGAUGAUCAAUCAUCGAGGACGGGGAGUGUGCAUAUGAUGGAAACUAGGGAUCAUGAAUACAUUGAUGAAGAGGCAUUAUUUGAUAUGCCUAAUUUGCUAGUUGACAUGGCGGAGGCAAUGAUGGUGAGCCCGCCGAGAAUGAACUCGCCGCGGUCCGAUGAUUCACCAGGAAAUUCUGAUGCAGAAAGUCUAUGGAGCUAUUAAAAAAAAUUAAUCCAUGGAAUUUAAUUUCUUUCUUACAACUCAUUUGAGAUCUCACAUACAUAGAGAGGCAUGGUAUACAAUAUGUAUCUUGAGGAUUUUUCAAUGUGAAAAAGGGAAUUAUUUUGGAUGAGAUAAAGUUUGGUAAAAAUUAAGAAGGGUUAAUCUAGGGUUUUUGUUUGUGAGCAAAUGGAGUAGGUUUUGGACUCCAUAUAAUUCUUUGCAUUUGAGAAAAUCUAAAGAUCGCGAGUUUUUUUUUUUUUUUGAAAUUGUCA